This is a messenger RNA of Puntigrus tetrazona (Sumatra barb), 3308 nucleotides long. It is a transcript of the gene kitlgb, whose product is annotated as kit ligand b. The transcript is spliced from 8 exons. The record is from RefSeq and is a predicted model, not a curated record. Gene Ontology annotation, biological process: cell adhesion; positive regulation of cell population proliferation. The coding region runs from base 228 to 1040 and encodes 270 amino acids. NCBI's taxonomy places the organism in Eukaryota, Metazoa, Chordata, Actinopteri, Cypriniformes, Cyprinidae. Gene Ontology annotation, cellular component: plasma membrane. Gene Ontology annotation, molecular function: stem cell factor receptor binding; cytokine activity.
CAUCCGCCCCCAUUCAAUUCACAGAAGCGCUUCAGGGUGAAAUUGCGCACUGAGCACGCCAUGCUCUCCAUCGGGACCAGAGGAGAAAGACACGCCAAAACCACUGAUCCCGAGCCCGUCCUGUGAUUAUCUUCAGUCAGGUGUACAGGCGGAAACAUGCCUGCAUUCCGUUGUCAGGCAAAGCGUAGAAAGUAAGGAGACACUGCAGAUUUGUUUUUAAUAUUCCCAUGUUCCACAUGAGGGAGGUUAAGAUCGGAGAAAGCAUUUGUGUAUUAGUGUUGCUCUUUUCUGGGCUUGUGACCUGCUCAGGUGUUUUUGGAAGCCCUUUAACAGAUGAUGUCGCCACGUUGGAAACACUGAGUGAAAACAUUCCCAGUGACUACAGAAUACCUAUCUACUUCAUCACCAAGGAUGUGGGUGGAGCUUGCUGGCCAAAUGUGAACCUGUAUCACGUCGAAAGUAGUUUAAAAACACUGGCCCUCAAGUUUGGCAACCUGUCCACCAAUAAAGCAAACAUCACUAUAUUUAUAACAAUGCUGGAGGGUUUUCGUAUUACUCUGGACGAAGAGAAGCUGGAGGUGGCAAUGCAAACAUUCGAGUGCCAUUACAGAAGGGGAAAGUGGCCGACAAGACGUUACUUCAAUCACGUUAAAGAGGUUCUUACAGCGGCUGGAUCCAAGCUUGGCGAUUUUAAUAACUGCACACCUCCUCCUUGCAAGACCCCCCCAGCUCCUGCUUUCACUCCAGGUAAAAGCCGACAGCAGAACGGUAUGAGCGGAGCUAUUCAUGGGCUCCUGGCGCUGCUCAUCAUCCCUAGCAUGGCGCUUCUGGUCCUUACUGUCAAGAUGGUAUUUAGAAAAAGCCACUGUUGUGCGCAAAGAAUGCAUGAAGUCAGCUUGAAUGAGGCCCACGACGGAGCUGAAGAAAGCAGAACCGGGCCCCACGACGGAGCUGCGCGAGGGGACCCUGAUUCCAGCUCUACCAGCCAACAGGACAGGGCGUGGGUGGAUUCUUUAGGGUGUGCAGACACAGAGGUUUAAAUUAAAAAUGCAUGAGAAAGCUCAUUGGAAAUGGCAGUAUUUUUUGGUGGAUCUCCGGUUAUAUGAAGCGGACAAUAAAGGGAAUAUUUUGGCUGUUCCGGGAGGGAUGCAUGAGAUGUUUCUAGACUUACUCAUCAAGCCUUACCUGCUCAUCACAAGAAAAGCAGAAAAGACGAAUCACAACUUGUGUGGAGCUUAACCAAUCAAUGAGAGCCUAUUAUUACGGGAUGCCAUCCUAAAAACUAUGGAAGAAUUUCAUCCGGCAGGAAGCGUGGCUCUUUGAUGAGCACAUUGGUUGGUCUGCUGCGAUGCCCGCGGCAGCUCGAAGGCUUUGAGGAACACUGCUAGUCCUGCAGGCCUCUGCGAGGAGGAUAAAUGGCUUUUUUGUGCCAGAGCCCCGUUGCAUGAGGACGGUGGUUUAUUUUGCACCAGAAAACAUCAUUGGAACAGAGCACAGGCUUGUCUAGAAGCACGUUUGAUUUACAGCGUGGACAACAGUGCCAAGAUUUUUGGUGUUUAAUACUCAUUUAUUAACCAAUACUGAACCUGAUGGGAUCCUCAGAAGAUCCGGUAUCUGAUGUCCGUCGUUUCAUAAACUCUAACACAUUCAAACUUUAAAGUCUUUCUCACUCAGACACACUCUGGCUGGAAAAGCCGAAUGUCUCAGUCCCUAUUGAGAGGGUCUGCAGUCCAGGUCAUCGGUCCGACUGCGUUUUAUUAACUCGCACACUCCAGCGGCGCAACAAGAGCUGAUUGUUUUCGUGACAACAUGGGGAAACCCAGAGAGCAUGAGAAAAGAGCUUGCAUGGUAAAGAUGUAACAUCAACAUGACUCAUGCCCCAUAAUUCAAUCUUACUUGCUAUAGCAUCUCUUGAUCAUUCCGGUGUCUGUUUUCCUGCCCGCAGUAACUCAAUAACAUUGUUUUGAGAUUAAGACCAACUGAGUAGAUUAGAAUUGAUUUUUCACUGUUCAGAUUAGACAGAUCAGUUAAUGUUUAUGCUGCUUCUUUCCGUACAACAAAGUGUUUGAUUGCUUAGGCUGCACUUACUGUUUGAUUUUCAAUAUAAGAAAAUAUAAAGCCAAGUUAUCUUAAAAUAUUAAAAUGCGCUUUUCAAGCAGGACAUUUUCAAAAUUGGUUUCAAAUUGGUUUCAAACUUUAAAGUAAUACAUUAUGUACAGUUUUUAAAAAUGGGUUAUGUUUAUAUAAAAUGCGAUAAACUACAAAGUGUGAACUGUACCAGUACAUAGAAAUUAGAUUAGCUAUUUUUGCAUUUGGUUUGAGAUUAUGUGAGUAAUGCAGUAUUUGUCUUAAGGGUUCAAAUACUUUUGCCAAUUAAAUUUUUUUUUUAAAUCGUAUUUUGAGUAAAUAUAAACUUCCAUUUCUAUGUGUUCUGCACAAAGCUGACCUCUGGCUUUGUAUGGACUGCAAAAAUUGAUUAAUAUUUGGAGCUUGACGGGCCAUUUUCGCAAUAUAAGAGCAGAACAAAUGAGAUUUGAGAGAAAUUUCAAUGUUGAGCUACAUUUUGUUCUGUUUUGUACAAAGCUGCCAUUUGGCUUUAGAACAAUAUGUCCAUCAUAUCCAGUCAUAUGUACUACAUAAAAAAAAAAAAAAAAAAAGUAAGACUUUUUUGUUAUUUUUGGAGCUUGGCAAGCAUUGUCACAGUAUUAAAAGAGCGACAUAAACUUUCUUCGAAACCUCUUAUUUAGCGUUCCGCAGAAAAGUGAGUAAAUGACAUCAUUUUCAUUUUUAGGUAAACUACUCUUUGAAAAUACAGCUUUCUAUGCUAUUUUUGAAUAGGUUUUGUGUCACUGUCCCAGCGCAGACAGUCCUAAAAAUCCCCACUGACUCAUUGUGCAUCACUCUGUCCAGAGCAGAACCAGGUACUGGUAGUGGAAAUCUCAAGCUCCUCUCCAUGUAACUUUCUCAUUGUCUCCAUCAAUGCAUGCGCUGUCAACUGUUGUCGUAAAGCAUGACUGCCAACUCAUAACCGCAUGAGGUCGGUAAUGUCAGCCUGGCUAUCAUCAACCGCAAAGCGGCCGUAACAAAGGGCCCUCUCAUACAGACAGACACGCCGCUCUUUAUGGCCUAUUGAGAGUGUCGUCCAUCAAACUUCAGUCAAAGCCCACUCUUGACUCGCCGACUCAGCUUCCGACACACACACACAGAUACAUUCACACACUAAACGGCCCCCAGUGUCAUUAACAUCAACUCUUGACUCAUAAAGCAGGUCUGAGUGUGCAGCGAUUUACAAAACAACCUCUCGAAUC